AUGGCUGAUCGGGGAACUGGUGCCCGCGGCGGCGGCUUCGCUUCUCGCGGCGAUCGUGGUGGUGAGCGUGGCCGUGGCCGUGGCGGUCGCGGGCGUGGACGCCGGGGCGGCAAGAGCGAAGAGAAGGAGUGGCAACCCGUGACCAAGCUCGGCCGUCUUGUCAAGGCCGGCAAGAUCAAGAGCAUGGAGGAGAUCUACCUCCACUCUCUCCCGAUCAAGGAGUACCAGAUUGUGGACUUCUUCCUGCCCAAGCUCAAGGAUGAGGUCAUGAAGAUCAAGCCCGUCCAGAAGCAGACCCGUGCCGGUCAGCGUACCCGGUUCAAGGCCAUUGUCAUCAUUGGCGACUCUGAGGGCCACGUCGGGCUCGGCAUCAAGACCUCGAAGGAAGUCGCGACCGCCAUUCGCGCCGCCAUCAUCAUCGCCAAGCUCAGCGUUAUUCCGGUGAGACGUGGUUACUGGGGUGCCAACCUCGGUCUCCCCCACUCGCUGCCCACCAAGGAGAGCGGCAAGUGCGGUUCCGUCACCGUCCGCCUUAUUCCUGCUCCCCGCGGUACUUCUCUCGUUGCUUCUCCCGCCGUGAAGCGCCUGCUCCAGCUCGCCGGUAUCGAAGAUGCCUACACAUCCUCUUCCGGUUCCACCAAGACCCUCGAGAACACCCUCAAGGCCACGUUUGCGGCCGUUUCGAACACCUACGGCUUCCUUACUCCCAACUUGUGGAAGGAGACGAAGCUCAUCAGGAGCCCUCUGGAAGAGUUCGCCGAUACCCUCCGGGACGGCAAGCGGUAUGCUCACUAA
Chaetomium strumarium is the source of this 795-nucleotide messenger RNA. Its product is annotated as ribosomal protein S5, N-terminal domain-containing protein. The record is from RefSeq and is a predicted model, not a curated record. Lineage: Eukaryota; Fungi; Ascomycota; Sordariomycetes; Sordariales; Chaetomiaceae. Gene Ontology annotation, biological process: translation. Gene Ontology annotation, cellular component: ribosome; cytosolic small ribosomal subunit. Bases 1 to 795 code for a protein of 264 amino acids. The transcript has 3 exons. Gene Ontology annotation, molecular function: RNA binding; structural constituent of ribosome.